Messenger RNA from Condylura cristata (star-nosed mole), 8704 nucleotides. RefSeq names its product glutamate receptor, ionotropic, kainate 3 (gene GRIK3). Gene Ontology annotation, cellular component: presynaptic membrane; kainate selective glutamate receptor complex; postsynaptic membrane. Lineage: Eukaryota; Metazoa; Chordata; Mammalia; Eulipotyphla; Talpidae. Gene Ontology annotation, molecular function: transmitter-gated monoatomic ion channel activity involved in regulation of postsynaptic membrane potential; kainate selective glutamate receptor activity. Bases 8 to 2767 code for a protein of 919 amino acids. Gene Ontology annotation, biological process: synaptic transmission, glutamatergic; modulation of chemical synaptic transmission; monoatomic ion transport. The record is from RefSeq and is a predicted model, not a curated record. The transcript is spliced from 16 exons.
CCCAACGAUGACCGCUCCCUGGCGGCGCCUCCGGAGUCUGGUUUGGGAAUACUGGGCCGGGCUCCUCGUGUGCGCCUUCUGGAUCCCGGACUCGCGCGGGAUGCCCCACGUCAUCCGGAUCGGAGGAAUCUUUGAGUAUGCAGACGGCCCCAAUGCCCAGGUCAUGAACGCUGAAGAGCACGCCUUUCGAUUUUCUGCCAACAUUAUCAACAGGAACAGGACUCUGCUGCCCAAUACAACCUUGACCUACGACAUCCAGAGGAUUCACUUCCAUGACAGCUUUGAAGCCACCAAGAAGGCCUGUGACCAGCUGGCGCUGGGCGUAGUGGCCAUCUUCGGGCCGUCACAGGGCUCCUGCACCAAUGCCGUCCAGUCCAUCUGCAAUGCCCUGGAGGUGCCCCACAUCCAGCUGCGCUGGAAGCACCACCCCCUGGACAACAAGGACACCUUCUACGUGAACCUCUACCCUGACUACGCCUCUCUCAGCCACGCCAUCCUCGACCUGGUCCAGUACCUCAAGUGGCGGUCGGCCACCGUGGUCUACGACGACAGUACAGGGCUCAUCCGACUGCAGGAGCUCAUCAUGGCCCCGUCGAGAUACAACAUCCGUCUGAAGAUCCGCCAGCUCCCCCUCGACUCUGAUGACUCGCGCCCGCUGCUCAAGGAGAUGAAGCGAGGCCGAGAAUUUCGCAUUAUCUUCGACUGCACCCACACCAUGGCUGCCCAGAUUCUCAAGCAGGCCAUGGCCAUGGGCAUGAUGACCGAGUACUACCACUUCAUCUUCACCACUCUGGAUCUGUACGCGUUAGACCUGGAGCCCUACCGCUACUCAGGGGUGAACUUGACCGGAUUCCGCAUCCUCAACGUGGACAACCCCCACGUCUCUGCCAUCGUGGAGAAGUGGUCCAUGGAGCGGCUGCAGGCAGCUCCCCGGGCUGAGUCUGGCCUGCUGGACGGAGUGAUGAUGACUGACGCAGCCCUGCUGUACGAUGCUGUCCACAUCGUGUCCGUGUGCUACCAGCGGGCGCCCCAGAUGACCGUGAACUCCCUGCAGUGCCAUCGACACAAGGCCUGGCGCUUUGGCGGCCGUUUCAUGAACUUCAUCAAGGAGGCUCAAUGGGAAGGAUUAACUGGACGGAUUGUUUUCAACAAAACCAGUGGCUUACGGACGGAUUUCGAUCUGGACAUCAUCAGCCUGAAGGAGGACGGUCUGGAGAAGGUCGGGGUGUGGAGUCCUGCCGAGGGGCUCAACAUCACGGAAGUCGCCAAAGGCCGCGGCCCUAAUGUCACCGACUCCCUGACAAACAGGUCACUCAUUGUCACCACAGUGCUGGAGGAGCCCUUCGUCAUGUUCCGCAAGUCCGACAGGACCCUGUUUGGCAACGACCGGUUCGAGGGCUACUGCAUCGACCUGCUCAAGGAGCUGUCGCACAUCCUGGGCUUCUCCUACGAGAUCCGGCUGGUGGAGGACGGCAAGUACGGGGCCCAGGACGACAAGGGCCAGUGGAACGGCAUGAUCAAGGAGCUCAUCGACCACAAGGCAGAUCUGGCCGUGGCCCCCCUGACCAUCACCCACGUCCGAGAGAAGGCCAUCGACUUCUCCAAGCCCUUCAUGACCCUCGGUGUGAGCAUCCUGUAUCGCAAGCCCAACGGCACCAACCCCAGCGUCUUCUCCUUCCUCAACCCCCUGUCCCCAGACAUCUGGAUGUAUGUGCUCCUCGCCUACCUUGGGGUCAGCUGUGUCCUCUUUGUGAUCGCCAGGUUCAGCCCUUAUGAGUGGUAUGAUGCUCACCCCUGCAACCCUGGCUCUGAGGUGGUGGAAAACAACUUCACUCUGUUGAACAGCUUCUGGUUUGGAAUGGGGUCGCUGAUGCAGCAAGGGUCUGAACUGAUGCCCAAGGCCCUCUCCACGCGCAUCAUUGGCGGCAUCUGGUGGUUCUUCACGCUCAUCAUCAUCUCCUCCUACACGGCCAACCUGGCUGCCUUUCUGACCGUAGAGCGAAUGGAAUCCCCCAUAGACUCUGCGGAUGACUUGGCCAAGCAAACCAAAAUUGAGUAUGGGGCUGUGAAGGACGGCGCCACCAUGACCUUCUUCAAGAAAUCCAAGAUCUCCACUUUCGAGAAGAUGUGGGCCUUCAUGAGCAGCAAGCCCUCGGCGCUGGUGAAGAACAAUGAGGAAGGCAUCCAGCGGGCCCUCACGGCGGACUACGCGCUGCUCAUGGAGUCCACGACCAUCGAGUACGUCACCCAGAGGAACUGCAACCUCACCCAGAUCGGGGGCCUCAUCGACUCCAAGGGCUACGGCAUCGGCACGCCCAUGGGCUCCCCAUACCGGGACAAGAUCACCAUCGCCAUCCUGCAGCUGCAGGAGGAGGACAAGCUGCACGUCAUGAAGGAGAAGUGGUGGCGGGGCAGCGGGUGUCCCGAGGAAGAAAACAAAGAAGCCAGCGCCCUGGGCAUCCAGAAGAUCGGGGGCAUCUUCAUCGUCCUGGCUGCCGGCCUCGUCCUCUCCGUGCUCGUGGCCGUGGGCGAGUUUGUCUACAAGCUCCGCAGAACAGCAGAGCGCGAGCAGCGUUCCUUCUGCAGCACCGUGGCCGACGAGAUCCGUUUCUCCCUUACCUGCCAGCGUCGGGUCAAGCACAAGCCACAGCCUCCCAUGAUGGUCAAGACUGACGCUGUCAUCAACAUGCACACAUUCAAUGACCGCCGGCUCCCGGGCAAGGACAGCAUGACCUGCAGCACAUCACUGGCCCCUGUGUUCCCCUAGGCACGGGGGGGUGCAGCCCACAGGCCUGGGGGCAGGAUGGAGGGAAGCAAAGCAGACAGGAAGGAGAGGCCCCUGCCCCCCUGCUGGGCUUGGGGACCAGAGCUGCUGCCUGGCUAAUGAGCCAGGAGGCCUCUGCCCUUACCCAGUGGAAAACCAGCAGGCCCCCAGCCAGCUGCUUGGGCUUCACUCUUCUCUUGUUUCUUCUAUGGGUUUCUACAGCUGCCAGCCAAGACAGCCACGGCCAAAGGAAGCACAUGCCUCUCUCAGGCCAAACUCACCUGCCCCUCGGCUCCCCAUGGCCAGAAGUGACAGCCACGGCCCUGCUGAGGCCAAAGAAACAGAGGAGCGGCUCUCGUGUCACCACUCCUUCCCCGGGAGCUCAGGCCUGGGCUUGACCGUCAGGCAAAAGACACACGUCUUGGGCCCCUUACGGAUGCCAUGCUGUGACAGCCAAGGGGAGCUGAAGCUGGGGGGCGGCAGCCCCACGUGCCUGGGCAGGAGGAGGACUCUGUCCAUCAGGAGCGGCUUACACCGGCCUGAUCUCCAGGACUUGGCGCCACCGUGGCAGCCCCUGCUUUGCAACAUUGAAAACAGAAAGCCCCGUGGGGGAGAAAUGGAGUUUGGGUCCGGGAGAGAGGAGAAUGCAGGGGCCGCCAUUUUUAAUCCAUGGACAACGUCCCAGUGGCUCCGAUUCCUCCAGGAGGCCCCUGGGAGCAUAAAGCGGGGCAGCUUCAGAGCAUAUUUCCCCCAUUCUCUGGCCAGAGGUGUGAGGACCCCCUGAAUCUCUCGCAAAGGAUGCCCAGAGACUCAUCUGGUCUUUGGAGCCUGGAGGACGAGUGGAUUUCAUGGGAAUCUCAUGGGCUCUCGAGCCACGGAGCUGACUGUGCUUAUUCCCAGCUGUUUUCUAAGCCCUGAUAGCAUUUGGGAGCUUAGGCUCUUGGCCAUCCACUCAUCAGCAACUUCCCAUCUGGCCAGUUGACCAGAUCUUUCUGUCAUCUUGGAAGAAGGGGAGCCUAGAUUAUAGUGAAUGUCAUCACAGUCUCCAGCUAGGAGGAUGGUGUCCUACUGCACGAGCUAACUUUGGGGUAGGUGGAGACGUCCAGAGGGCCCUAAAGUCAUAUGGCCUCCAGACUUGCUAACCCUAAAGAUACUCCCGAGGAAAAGGCAGAUUAUAUUGGUAGCAGCCCCAAGGGUGGGGAGGGAGAAACUGCCUCCUGGAGAUUAACCAAAGACCCACACAGAGAGACAAGGCCCUGUGGGCCCUGGUGUCUUGUUCAGAGCAGCUGGGCCCUUGUGGGGCUUGGGGGAACGCUAGAGAAGUAGUAGCCGAUGAGGUAACAGUGAGGGGUGGGCCAGCUGGCUGUGAUGGUCACUCUAGAGGUCUGUGAGUUUAAGGCUCCGGGAAAAGAAUUGAGACAGAAAGGGUUAGGAGCAAAGUGUCCUUAAAGAGAACAGAAUGGGACUCACGGGGCUUCUCACAGCCGAGGGCAGAGGGCAGUCUUUGAGCAGGACAAAGGGACCAGAGGCUCUAGACAGGGACCCAGGAGGCGCUGGCCACCUUCCUCCCACCUCUUCUGUUUCUGCCUGGGGUCCUGGUUAGAGAAAAGCUGCACUUAAGUCUCAAGGACCUUCUCAGCUGAGUGAAGGGUAAUCUCCAGCUCCCCCCCGGGAAUCCCAAAGCAGGCGAGCACUGUGGGCUCUUCGAAACUAUGAGCUGCAGAACCUAACCAGCUGGUUUCCAGAAUCGCAGCAGCUCCGACAGGCAGCGUGCACAGGAAGGGGAGAGUGCUGGACGCACCACAGAGCCAAUGCAUGUGAGCUAGCAAGACAUGAGCUUCCAUGGGUGGGCACGUGCGUGUGCGUGUGCGUGUGCGUGUGUGUGUGUGUGUGUGUGUGUGUGCGCGCGCGCACACACUGGUGUCUGCCUUCAUGUGAGUGAGCUCUGGGGGCUGGGAGUGAAGGACAGAUCUGGCCAUAUGAGAGUCGAGGGCAUGCAAUAAUAGGAGGAUCCUUCUGUUCAGAGGUGUGUAGGUGUGUGUGUGUGUGCAGGUAUGUGAACUGGGGGUGCGGAGACAAAUAUGGGCAAGCAGUGGAGCCCCAUAAAUGUAAAAACAGGAAAAGCCAUGUCGCCGUGGGGUUCUGGUGAGUACACAUUUGUACAUCUGCCUCACGAAUGUAUGCUGCGGGGUGUGUGUGUGUGUCUGUGUGUGUGUGCACCAAAUGAUAGAGGGUGGGUGACAAGAUAAAACCAGCAGCGUUGCCAAAUAUGUCUAAAAGGAGAAGCCAUGUCAUCAAGGUGUCCGCCUGUGAGUGUGUGGGGGUGCAGAGAGAGCGAGGGUGCCGUCAGUACACGCUGCUCUCGAAAGCCGCGGAACUGGUGUCUGCUCACACGUGUGCGCCCACACACGUGCUCAAAUGCACACGCUCCAACUCACAGCAGGGGCGGAGACAAUCAGGAAGGCAGGGAGCCAGGGUCUGUUUGCACUUGUCCGGGAGAGAUCCUAUGUCACAAAGCGUUGCCAGAUUGUAUCAACGAUCGCAGGGAGGCUGGCCAAGUGGGGGCACAACACUUCAGGGACUUCUGGCUGGUGACUCCUUUGCUCAAGGCAGUGUCCUGUUGGAGGGGAAACAUGUCUGUGAUUCCCAAAUAACAGGAUUCUAACAAUGUUCUCUCCAAUUUGCUUUCAGCAACCACAGCGACUAACCACUCUCUUUCUUUGUCCAGUAUAAUUUCACAGCACCCGCCACAUCCACACACAGUCCCCACACUGGUGGGGGCUGUGUCUGAUGCUCCACGAACAUGUCGUGUUCUGAGGCUAUGAACACUGUGAUGGGAGGGAGGAAGAAGGCGGCGGCCUGGGUAGGGAGACCUCUUUUGAAGGAGCUGAAGAUGAUGGCUAUUAGAGGCACAAUUCAACUAGGGGACCCCCCCGAAAGGUACGGAGCUGAUUUUUCAGACUCUGAAGUGGAUGUGGGGGGGCACACUGCCCAGUCUUCGCUCCUGCGCAAGCCUCAUGUCCAUGUGCAUGGCCACGGGCUGCCUCUCGCUGAUGCCCUGUGUUUGUCGAGACCAGCCCGUGUUCACAGUGCGGUGACCCCUCUGCCUGAGAGUGAGCUGUGUCUCCCAGGGUCCUGUAUCCUGGGCACAGGGAAAGGGGCCCACAACGAGAAUUAAAGUCUACACCCACCUACCAGUGGAAGUGGUCCAGGGGGCAGCGGGUGUGUGCACACACCAGAAGUACUGAAGGGAGGGGUGGCUGGUGGGUGACUAGGACACGUGGCUUGGAUUGACACAAAAGAUGGGACUGUUCCCCUUGGGGGGGGGUCCCCCACACCAGCCCUGACCAGAAGAGUGCCCUGUCUUCCAUCCCCGUCUCCUAUCCCAAGAUGCCAGUGCCUCCUCUCAACCUGUUCAGACUGGCCAGAUUGAGGGGCAGCAGUGAGGAGACACGCCGGCCUGGGGCUCUGGACAUUGACCUUCCUCAUCUCUCUCCCCUGUGAUGGCCUCUGCCAUGGACAGACAAGAAAACCCCAGGAGCUUUGUUACUGUCAGGUGGCCCUUGGGAGGGAUGAUGGCCCCUUGGUCAGUGAGCUGACCCCAUGCCCGAGGGGUGGGAGGACCGUCCCUCUGCACAGCCAAGACUCUGCCUCAACUACAAGAGCACAUCCUGGCUCCCUCCCACUGCCAGCACUGGCAGGUGGGGGACUCUGGCCCAGCCUGGGGAGGGCUCCAAGUGGCUCAGAGCUCUCCCUGCCUCCUUAAACUGGAGGAGAGCGGAAGUCAGGCCCAGAACGAUCGGAAGCUCCCCUCUGGCCUCUUUUCCAGGGUGAUGUGGGGGAGGGCUUUAGCACCAUCACUAAGGACAAGUCUGGUCCCUCCCAGCCACUUCCAGCUGUCUGCACAAACAUCUGGAAAUAUGCCCAACUCUGGCCCAUGUCUGGAAUGGUCCGGUGUGGACAGCCUUCUGGAAGGGGCCUAUCAUCUUAGACAAACAGAGGUAUGGACUUCACACCUGGGAGAGGCCCCACGCCGUGGACAGCUGCAACCGAUGAGGCCAGCUCGGUAGACAAAUCUCUGAAAUGGACACAUCUGGAACAGCCUCCCAGGUCAGGCAGACACAGCUAGGACAGACCCAGCUGCCUGCCACCAGGGAAGAGCUCUGCCCUCUGUCCCCACAUAGGUAUGAACCAAGCCCUCAUUUCAGUCUGGAUUUGUCCUUGAGUUAAAAUUUUAAAGCUGAGGCCAUAUGUGAAGUCACAAACCUUUUUGGUAGAAGGUUAAUGUUCUGUACAAUAUAUGUAUGAAUGUAAAAAGAUAUAUAUAUAUGCUGUAUAUAUAUAUAUAUAUAUGCACAGUGUAUAUAUGACCUGUAGCCCAUGUGUAUACGCGCCCUCCCCUGCACGUCUGCACACAGAGUGUACAUAACCCAGCCAGUAUGGGUGGGGACAGGUGAGAGACGGGGGCUGCAGCAGCAAAGUUGGGGUCACCUGAGACAGAAGUGGCCAGGAGCCGGGGCUACAGAGAGCCUGCACACAUCAGAGCUCCAGACCCAGAAGAUGGCAGAGCUCAAGGGGGCUGGUGAACAGGCCUUUGCAUGCUUGGGGGGAGGAUAAGAGGAAGGUGGGGGAGAAGAUAGCAGAAGGGAGAGGAGAGGGGGCCAGGGCAAGAGUGGCCAAGGGCAGUUAGGCCUGUGCUGGGGAGCAGAGUCAUGCUGGUACUGGGCCCUGAGACCUAUAUCAGACUCACCUUUGCAGGUGGCUUCACCUGUCAGGCUCCACCUGGAAUACCCUAGGAAGCUGGGAUAUUCAAGGUGGCAAAGGUCUCUGAGUCUCAUCCACAUGCAAAGGCACAACUCCCAGCUAGGGAAGACACUUUCUAAAGAGAAUGGCCCCAGGGGCACUGCCAGUCUGCCAGCUCAGUGUCCAGAUGGCCUAGUUACCAACCUGCCUCCAUCCCCUGCCUUCUAGAACAGAAGCCCUCAAAACACCCCACAAUGUAUUUCACAGAUCCAAACUCCGAGCCCUCUAGUUGCAGAGAAGCACUGCAGGCCCAAUAAUGCCAGCCAGGUGUCCGUCCCACCUGACAACCUCCCCAGACCCAGCUGGCCCAGAGGCCAACUGUCAGAGAGUGACUGGGGGGCCCGGAUGCAGCAGAGCAGUGAUGGGGUGAAGGAUGAGAGGCCUGGGCACCGCCUGUCCCAGCACAGCCCGUGCCACCUGCCUUCUCUCCAUCACUGCAUCUCCCCUUGCAUGGCAGCUAGCAGAGGGCCCCUCCCCUGGAGUACCCCCGCCCUCCACCUCUGCACCCCGCCCCCAAGCACAGAUCUCUGUCUGUGCUUCCCAACUCUAAUCCUUAACUCUCGGGCCCACCUGCCAUGGGUCAGAGCAUCUCUGGAGCAAGCGAGAGAAAAGAGAUCUAGAACAGGGCCCCACAGUCCGCAGCCCGCUGCGACCCCAUGCAUCAGGCUGAGCGGCACCUAACGCAGGUCUGCCGGGCCCUGGCCGGGACAUGUCUGCGCCCGGGGCCCUGAAACAGGCAUUGGAUGCUCGACGGCCGUCACGCCACUGUGCUCAAUCCCCCGGCCCACCCCGUCCGGGCCGACUUCCUGGCUGGGCCUCCUGGGAUGGGGACUUGGGUUCCCAGACAGCGCCACCGGGAGACCCCAGACCUGUCCCACCACCCAGACCAGAGUGCCUGGAUGCCCCCCACUCCCGCUCAACACGGUUCCCACACACUGGUCUUUGGGCCAUUCAGGGGAUGCCCUUUGUGGACAUGCAGAAUUUCUAUGAAUAUAGUUUUUUGUAAACAUUUUGUAACAAUUUGGGUUUCAUAGUAACUGUGUUACUUGCCAAUCAUUCUAGGCUGAUGUAAAUAAAUUUCCAAACAAAUCUGAUUAUUUUCCUUUUUAAGACACUGUGAUAUAUCAAAGUGCACAG